Syzygium oleosum is the source of this 1102-nucleotide messenger RNA. RefSeq names its product protein ABIL2-like. Lineage: Eukaryota; Viridiplantae; Streptophyta; Magnoliopsida; Myrtales; Myrtaceae. The record is from RefSeq and is a predicted model, not a curated record. The transcript is spliced from 10 exons. Bases 33 to 953 code for a protein of 306 amino acids.
AAAGAGCAGGUGAAGAUACUCUAAACUUUGGUAUGAUGGAUGUUUCCCAGUUGCCUUCUCCAGUUUCCGCUCCUCAGCAAGCUUCACAUUAUGAUGAGCUCUCCAUGAAACAGAGCUUGAACUUUUCAGAUAGCUUGAAGGACCUGAAGGAUCUUAGGAAGCAGUUAUACUCGGCAGCUGACUAUUUUGAAUUGUCUUACAACAGACAUGAUCAGAAACAAAUAGUGGCGAACACAUUGAAAGAUUAUGUGACAAAAGCUUUCAUAAACACUGUGGAUCACUUGGGCUCCAUGACUUAUAAGGUCAACUGUCUCCUGGAUGACAAGAUUGAGGAAGCAUCUGCAAUUGAGCUCAGAUUCUCUUGCGUUCGACAGAGACUAAGAAUGUGUGAGAUGUUCAUAGACCGUGGAGGCCUUUCUCAGCAGUCACUAGCGAUAAGAACUCCGAAGCACCACACGCAAUAUAUCUUACCAGUUUCAAAAGCUAAAGACGGUGGAGUCAGCAAGAAUCCGCGAUACUGUAUGACAAGUGAAGUAUAUGGCGAAAUGUCCGCUGGUGAACAUUACAUAUAUCCAAGAAAUAUAGAGACUUCUGCAUCAUUUGUCAGGAAACAGCAUUCGGCAAACCAGUUUCCACAAUCCUCCCCAGCCGGCACCUUUUCAUUCGCAAGUACUUCAUCCAAAAAAAAAGCAGAAAAAUGCGCCUCCCCAUUUCAAUUUCAACUCACACGUUCGGGUUCUCUUGUCUAUAGAUCUCCAAACCCUUCUAAUGCCAAAAGACGAUACCAAUCGGAACCCCGAAGAUCCACUACAAUGUCUACUCAUGUUGAGAGGAACAGAAGAACUGAUAUCGAGCUAUAUUCCAGCAAAAACAAACGUCUCUUCAAGGCCUUGCUUAGCAUGUGGAAGUCGAGAAAGGACAGCAAGUUAUACAAGUUCUUGGACGAGAACUAAGAAGAACAGGGGAUAAAGGAAACCAGAUAGACCCAUAUCUCAGCUUCUUUGCAUCAUAAGUGUACUUCAGUAUGUUGAAGAUCACUGGAAAUACAUUAAUUAUGUCGUGUAACUAAAAACGUUUCAGAUCAGACUGCUGCAAAUGAACU